AUGUUAAUACGCAUUUUUAUUGCAAUCGAACCUGUUUCCAUGUCAUCGAUGCCAACAAAAAUUAAACUAUCUGAUAUAGAAGUUCGAUAUCUUACUGAACGAUUGAAAAAACAUGAACAUAUGUGUGAUUAUGAUGCAAAAAAUACAAUUACUGAGUUAGAACAUUAUUAUACAGUUCUUAAGAACAAAGAUGGUGUUUAUGAACCAUCAGCAAUGGUUGAUAGAGCAUGGCAUCAUCAUAUUCUUCAUACAAAAAUGUAUAGCAUGUUUUCACGGCAGCAUUUCGGUAUGGAAAUUCUUCAUCAUGUACCGUUUUGGUCUGGAAAUGAGAAAGAAAAUGUAGGAGAAUUAUCGAAUGGAAAAAAAGAAUUCGAUUUUAUCGAUACAUAUGAAACUGUUGUAUCAAUAUUUGGACCACAGAAUGUGAAUGAAACAGUAUGGUAUAUGAUUGAAGAUGAUUAUAUGUGA
Adineta steineri is the source of this 468-nucleotide messenger RNA. NCBI's taxonomy places the organism in Eukaryota, Metazoa, Rotifera, Eurotatoria, Adinetida, Adinetidae. The record is from the annotation of a GenBank genome assembly.